Messenger RNA from Protopolystoma xenopodis, 573 nucleotides. The record is from the annotation of a GenBank genome assembly. Lineage: Eukaryota; Metazoa; Platyhelminthes; Monogenea; Polystomatidea; Polystomatidae.
UUUUACAUUUUACACUUAAUUCAUCUUCACUCUUUUCUCCACCAGUUCGAGUUCGACUCCUUGUAUUCGUUCAUCUUCGGGGGUGGCCCCAGCAAGGAUGGAUUUAGCCGAUCCAGCGAUGAAGUACCUUGCCAGUCAACCAUUUCUAGCUCUGUAGCGAGUAGAAAUGUUGCUGGUUUCUUUGAUUCAAACCAGAUGGUCAAUCACACCGGACCAGGAUCGGCUUUGAGUGGUGGUGUAAGCGGUGUUGGCGGUCUGGUCAGCGGCUUUCUUAGUGGGGCUGGUUCAAGUGUGGGUGGUUUCGGUCGUCGUGUUUUGCAGGCUGGCCUACAAACGGUCGCCUCUGCCGGUGUUGGCCGAUCCGCAGCUGCAGCCGCGGCUGCGGCUCUGGCUUCUUCCUCUUCGGGUCCAACUAUUGGUGAAACCUCAGUCAGCGCUAGUUCUGACCAAUGUGAGAAGGAACUGCCUGUUUGCCCGGAAGCGGCAACGCUAAUUGUGGUUCUUGUGCAGAGACUCCUCCAAUCGGUGAGUUUGUUUUGUCGUGGUUACACAUUUAGGUUUAGAGUUACAUAA